ACUGCUGAGAAGAUUCACGCGUCGCAUUUCAUCAGCCUUUUUACGUCGAGACAUAACCGUCUGUUGGAUGUUAUAUCCUGACCAUGUCCGUCUCAGAUCUGUCUGUCGCAUCAUGACCAUAUCUUCGAUGAACCUACUCGAUCCCCCAUCUGACCAAGCAAGCCAGCACCCGAUGACGCCAUGGGUUCCCGCCUGGAACGCAACUCGGAUGCUGUCCGCAAGCGCAUCGCCAGCCAUACCUUCGACGAUGAGGACGGAGAGGAGUACGAGGGUUCGACGUUUGGAGGGUUUGGAGACUACUUCAGACGGAAGAAGCUGAAGUUGCAGAAUCUCGAUGCCGAUAUACGAGCCCAAAGUGUCGACAAGCCUGCCCUCUUCAAGGGUGUUGUGGCUCAUGUCAACGGCUACACCCAGCCUUCCCUCAACGAUCUCCACAAACUGAUUGUGCAACAUGGUGGAGGCUUCCUACAAUAUCUGGACGGCAAGACUGCAGUGACACAUAUCAUCGCCAGCAGCCUCACGCCAAAGAAGGCAGUGGACUUCAAAAGGUACCGCAUAGUUAAACCUGCAUGGAUCGUGGACAGCAUAGCAGCGGGAAGACUACUUCCAUGGAAUGACUACCGUGUGGUGGACGAGGGUGAGAAACAGAAGGUGCUCGCCUUGAGUGAACGACAUGUGCACACGCAAACGAAUGUCAGGAUGAGGGGCUACAGGGAGCAGACGGAAUCAAGCUGGUAUACAAGCCAGUUGCGAGACAGCCGGGAUGCCACGCCGAACAGUAGCCUUCGGUUACGCUUCUCGAAACAGAGGCUUCCUUCGCCAGACGAUGAAAUCGAGGAGGAUAUUCUUCCGCCGUCCCACCAACCUGAGCUAGUUUCAAGUGACGGAAAGUCGGAUUAUGUCGGAGGCGACAGCACAACGCCUGCACGAGUCGAAAGCCUUGUCACGCCACCGAAAACAAGUCCACCUUUGGAACUGCAAGAGGAUGUUCGUGUCAACUCAGAAAGUGCUGCACUCGACGAGGAGGAUGAUACCUUGUACGCGGAACCCACCAUCCCACGUGAAACGAACGCCGGGACAUUGAGCCCGGACCAGAAAGAUGUCGAGAGUCUCCCUUCAGAACAAGGCAGUGUGCGAUCCCCUAAAAGGAAGCGCGAACUUACCGCCGAGGAGCACAACGCCAUUCUCCUGCGCGAUCCCAAGAUCCGCAAAUCGACUGUAGUGGACCCGAACUUCCUCGAGCAAUACUACCGAGAGUCUCGGCUUCAUCAUCUCUCUACAUGGAAAGCUGAUCUGAAAUCGCAGCUCCAAGCCCUCGCCAACGAAAAGAUCUCGUCAGCAAAGAGUAAAGCGAAGAGACCUCCUGGGGCGAGACGAUACAUCUUGCACGUCGACUUCGAUAGCUUCUUUGCAGCCGUCAGUCUUAAAAAUCAUCCCGAAUGGAAGGACAAACCUGCUGUGGUUGCGCACGGUACUGGCAGUGGCUCCGAAAUUGCAAGCUGCAACUACGCGGCUCGCAAAUUCGGCAUUUCAAAUGGAAUGUGGAUGAAGAGAGCACAGGAACUUUGUCCGGAAUUGAAAGUGUUGCCUUAUGAUUUCCCCGCUUACGAAGAGGCCAGUCGAGCAUUCUACGAUGCUAUCUUGGCGACGGAUGGUGUAGUCCAGAGUGUCAGCAUCGACGAGGCGUUGAUCGACGUGUCUGCGGCAUGUAUAGAGGCGGGUGGCAGUGAUGGGAAGCACAUGUCAGAAGGCAGCGUUUACAGGGAGCAAACAAAAGCAGAGGAGAUUGCGCAGGCGUUGCGCAAUGAAGUCAAGCAAAAGACAGAAUGCAACGUGUCUGUAGGGAUUGGAGGCAAUAUCUUGCUUGCCAGAUUAGCACUGAGGAAGGCGAAGCCCGCAGGGCAGUACCAGAUCAAACCCGAGGAAAUGCUGGACUUCAUAGGAGGCCUGGAGGUGAAAGACUUGCCUGGGGUCGCCUGGUCCAUCGGCGGCAAACUCGAAGAGAUCGGCGUCAAAUACGUGAAGGAUAUAAGAGAGUUAACCAAGGAGAGGCUCGUACAGGCGCUAGGCCCUAAAACGGGCCAGAAACUGUAUGAGUACUCCCGUGGGAUCGACAAGACUGAGGUGGGUGAACAAGUGGUUCGCAAGUCGGUCUCAGCCGAAGUCAAUUGGGGUGUCCGCUUUGAAAAUCAGGAACAGGUGGACGAAUUCAUUGGGAGCUUGUGUGGUGAGCUGCAGAAACGCCUUUUGAAAGAGAAAGUCAAGGGAAAGCAGUUCACCAUGAAGGUCAUGAAGCGCUCCCCCGAUGCGCCUCUAGACCCCCCGAAACAUUUAGGACAUGGAAAAUGCGACACUUUCAACAAGAGCCUUGUUUUGGGUGUGGCCACGAAUGCAAAGGAGGUUUUAGCCAAGGAAGCGCUGAGCAUUCUCAAAGGCUUCGGUUUCUCUCCCGGUGAACUUCGGGGGAUCGGCGUACAAAUGACGAAGCUCGAGCCGAUGAAGAGUGCAACCGACGGCAGCGUAGAAAGUUCACAGCGCCGCCUUCAGUUCAAGAUGAACACCACAGCGCCGGUCAGCGCCCGCAAGCCUCCGAAGGCGGUAGAAGCAGAUCCAAUCCAGGACGAUCCCGAAACCCCAAAGAAGCCGAAACAUGGUGGCACGGAUCAUGUUGCCUUUGGAGCAACUGCGCUCAAUCAGUCCACUCCCUCGCGUCGUCCUCUCAACACACUGGGGACGCAAUUCCUCCUUCCCUCGCAGGUCGACCCCAAAGUCCUCGCAGAACUCCCGGAACACAUUCGAUCCAAGCUUCUCCGCCAAAGUCACACAACAUACCCCACUCCUGAUGCCCGUCCUGGUGCCCGCUCCUCUCGAGGCCUGUCACCAACUCCGGCUCCACGACAAGCUCGAGCUCCCUUUGCCCUAACUGCACUUCCAGCACACUCACAGCUGGACCCCGAGAUCCUCGCCGCCCUGCCUCCCGACGUCCGCGCAGAGGUUCUUGCGCAAUACGCGGCUGGUGGUACGCCAGGCUCGCCCGCUCGCUCCCCUCAUCGAAGACAGGCCGAUCAGACGGUGCUCCCACAGUCUCCUCGUAAGAAUAAACUGAUCGGCAUUCCUUCCAAGAAACCCAUUGUCCCACCUGUCAAACGCGGACGGGGUCGACCGCCCAGGUCUGCGCAGCUGACUGCUGCAGCUGCGGCGACGGCCAAGUGCGGAAAGACAGGGCAAACGCUCACGCAAGCAAAUUUCAUUCUUCCUCGUGCGGAACAGAUUGCAAGAGGUGAGGGUGCUGGAGAUGAUGAGUCCGAUGGGGAGGAGAGAAUAGUAGAAGGUGGCCCGGAUAAGGAGUUCCUUGCGGCGCUGCCCGAAGAUCUGAGGAAGGAGGUGCUGGAGGACUACAUGAGGCAGAAGUUGAAAGCUUCACGGCUUGCAGUCCCUGCCGCAGCUCAUCCCUUGUUCGGAGCAGCUGUGGCGGCCCAGGAACAGGUACCAGUGAAGAGGGAGCAGAUAAUCAGAGUGCCACGACCGGUGCGGCCUACGUUCACCAAGGAGCGAUUGUCGGAAGAGCAGGAUCUCAGAGCGGCAAUGAAGCAUUGGGUGAAUGAGUACAGGGAUGAGGGGCCGUAUAAGGAAGAUGCGGAUGCUCUGGCAAGGUAUCUCGGAAGAGUCGUCAGUGAAGAGGGUGAUUUGGCAAAGGCAGUGGGAGUGGUGACGUGGCUGCGAUGGCUUGUUGAGGAAAUGAGCGAUGAGGGGGAAAAUGCGUGUGUGACGGAAGAGGUGCUAAAGGAAUGGAGAGAGGCUCUCGGUGUUGUUAAGAGCGGAGUGCUAGAGGCGGCUCGGAAAAGAGGCUUGGGUGAUGUGGCGUUUGACUGA
This is a messenger RNA of Westerdykella ornata, 3873 nucleotides long. Its product is annotated as DNA repair protein. The coding region runs from base 181 to 3873 and encodes 1230 amino acids. Gene Ontology annotation, cellular component: nucleus. Gene Ontology annotation, biological process: error-prone translesion synthesis; error-free translesion synthesis. The transcript has a single exon. The record is from RefSeq and is a predicted model, not a curated record. Lineage: Eukaryota; Fungi; Ascomycota; Dothideomycetes; Pleosporales; Sporormiaceae. Gene Ontology annotation, molecular function: deoxycytidyl transferase activity; DNA-directed DNA polymerase activity; damaged DNA binding.